AUGCCCAAAGAGGAGGUGGAAUUAGCUGUGAGAUCAGUGUCUGCAUGUGGUGAUGACUUUCUCACUGCCAUGGAGUUUGGUGAGUUUUAUAGAAUUGUAUUUUCAAAUGAGGAAGAAGUUGAUAUUGUGAAGGAUGAGGAGAAGGCAAUCUGUGAGGCAUUUAAUGUUUUUGAUCAAAAUGGAGAUGGGUUUAUCAGUGCAAUGGAGUUGGCUGAUGUUCUCUCCAGAUUAGGAUUUGUGGAGGGGAAGGAUGUGAGUUGCUGUGAGAGCAUGAUUGAAAGUGUGGAUUAUAAUGGAGAUGGGUUUGUGGAUAUUCAUGAGUUCAGGCAUUUAAUCACCAGAACUUCUUCUGCUUCGCAUCCCUGUCUUCAAUGUGUUGCUGCAGUCUGA
Cryptomeria japonica (Japanese cedar) is the source of this 390-nucleotide messenger RNA. Its product is annotated as calmodulin-like protein 7. NCBI's taxonomy places the organism in Eukaryota, Viridiplantae, Streptophyta, Pinopsida, Cupressales, Cupressaceae. Gene Ontology annotation, molecular function: calcium ion binding. The record is from RefSeq and is a predicted model, not a curated record. The transcript has a single exon. Bases 1 to 390 code for a protein of 129 amino acids.